AUAAUUUCUCUUCUAUUCGUAUUGACAACAAAUAGCAAGGAUUUAAUCAGCUUCAAAUGAAGACUUCAGCGGUGGCUGUUGUAUUUUUCGCCUUUUUGAUUUAUGAAUUUCAGGCGCUUGAUUGUGGAAAUGGUGAACAAUGUGAUGUUGGUGACACCUUCUUACAUUCAACUUAUUGUUGUAAAGAUUCCUCUGGUAUUCAAGCAUGCUGUAAAGAAUUCCGCUGGUGGCCACUAACAGUGACAUUGUGCGCUAUCACAAUAGCAGUAAUCCUUCUCUUUAUCUGUUUAUGCUGUUAUGGAUGUUGUGGGUGUUUAGCAGAUUGUCUCUGUUGUUGUUGUAAAAAAUAAGGAUCAAGUACAACUAAAGUUAAUUCCAAUUUAUUGAUUUAUUGAAUAUUAUUCACUAUUUCUCAGCAUAUAUUGACACACAUAUAUUUACUGUCAUUCAAUUGAAACUGAAUUUUUCCCCCAAUGAUUUUGUACAUUCAUGUACCUGCUCUACUCACUUGAAGUUCAUUCCACUUGAUUUCUUGCUCAAAUAAUCCUCCUCUUUAUGUUAUUGGUCGUCAAAUCAACAAGAUUUAGGCGUUAAUUUUCACAAAUUUAUAACAAAAGCUGAAAUAUUUUCAUACUUUUUAUACUUAGUUAAAGGUACUACUAAUAAAUAAUGCCGAAAUCACGGUUGAUUUCAAGUUAAGCAUCUCAUCCUGUUAUAUCCAAAUAAUGACAUACUUUCAACCGAAACAUUUCCAGUUGCUAUUCUAACUACUUGUAAGUAGUUAACGUUUCUCUCAACAAUAUUUCGUAAGCUUUAUAAAUGUGUAAUGUGUUCAGUGGGUGACAGGAAAAUUCAAUUAUAAUUUACUGAGUUCCAAUAUAAAAUGAACAGGGAUACAUUCUUUUUUUUUCAUACGAUGAAAAUAAAAGUAUCAGAGAUGAAAAGAACACCUUGUUCGACAGUAAGCAGAGUUUUAUCUCAAGUUAUGUCAUCAUUAAAUAUUCUUAAAAGCCAUUUAAGUGAACAAAGAACAUACUUUUCCAUAACUUCUGCUUCUUCUUCAUGUUCUACAACUAUGUGUAAAUAAUGAGGAAUAAUAACGCAGCAAAAUAGAGAUUCC
This is a messenger RNA of Heterobilharzia americana, 1120 nucleotides long. The record is from the annotation of a GenBank genome assembly. NCBI's taxonomy places the organism in Eukaryota, Metazoa, Platyhelminthes, Trematoda, Strigeidida, Schistosomatidae.